Messenger RNA from Schistosoma guineensis, 900 nucleotides. Lineage: Eukaryota; Metazoa; Platyhelminthes; Trematoda; Strigeidida; Schistosomatidae. The record is from the annotation of a GenBank genome assembly.
AUGGGAAAUUGUUCAUUAUGUAAUCACGCAAAUUAUGGUAAUGAAUAUUUACAUUCAGAAAAUGACACUAACAGUGAUACUUCAUUCCAAAAUUUGUAUAAUAUGUCAAACUCUUUAUCAUAUCCACUACUUUGCAGGGAGUUUCAUAAUACACUAACUACUAAUACUGAUUCUCAAAAUAUAGCUUCAGCAGAUACAAUGCAAUCAGAUAUAUCAACAAAUUAUGAUACUACAUUAUUGAUGAAUACAAUAAGAGAUUUUGGAUGGCCAUAUUUUGAAAAAUCCACUUCUGCUUUUUCUUUAUGUUCACAUGGAAAAUCCAAUUUCAGUUCAAGUUAUCGUGAUUGUCGUCUGCGUUAUAUUAAACAAACAAGAAAACUACAAAAAUAUCUUCGUGUUACACCUGAAGGUCAUAUAUUAGUGAAUAAUCCGAAAAUUGAACAUCACCAUAUACUACAUCAUAGUUUACAUCAAUCACCUGGUACUCAAUCUUACAAUAAUUCCAAAAUCAAUACAUUGGAAUGUAAAGGUAACUUAAGUAAAUUUACAACAAAUGGUCAUGAUUUAUGCAAUAAUCCAUUUGGUUCAUUAAUUAGCACACCAAAAAUUAAACGUAUAUAUACAGCAUUUUGGAAUUUGGAACCACGUGAAAGUAUCACUGUACACAAAUUACCCUCAUCAAAGACUACAACAUUUACAGAAUCAACAACUUCAUCCCUGAAUCAUUAUACAAAUGGUUAUGAUUACUUAAAUAGUACUAAUCAUGGACAAAUUGAUGAGUUGGAAUUCCCAACGCAUAAAAAUAGUGAUAACAAUAAGGAUAUUACACCAAAUACUCCACAGUUAGAACCUUUAAUUGAAGAUUCUAUAAACGAUAAAAUAACAGAUUAUCAGAUCUAG